AUGCCCGGAAAUCCUCCUCCUCUUACUCGUCUCCUUUUACCGUGCUGGCAAGAUGUCAUGCUUCAUUUAGGCACGGAUUCUUUGAGAGAGUGUCAGAGAGAAAUUUUAAAUCGAGCCGGGUUUCCAACGGACGAGCGAGGUUUUUUACUGCUCCCCGGGGAAGUGUCUUCAUCGGGUGAAGAAGAAGAAGAAGAAGACAAAGAAGAGGUGGAGGAGAAGAGUUUGUUGUCUUCUUCCUCGGCGCCGAUCGACUUGACGCGAGAAGAGGAAGAGAAAGAAGAAGAAGAAGAAGAAGAAGAACCGCAACCGCUGGCGUGGCGGUUAUUGAAAAGAGCGGCGGAGAAGAGGUGCGAGGAAAAGCAAUCACAAAGAGAAGAAGAAGACCAACAGACUUUGGAGGCGGAACCAACACCUUUGGAGGAGAGUUCUUUUCUGCGAAACGAUUUCGACGACGAGGAAGACGACGACGACGCGCAAAGAGGGCGAGGAGGAGGAAAAGGAGGAGGAUUAGGAGCGCCUCUCUCGUCGCCUCCGGAAUACUCCACGAAAACCGACCAAGAGCUCGCGAAAGAGUUGGCGAAGUUUGGUAUGAAACGACUCGGUUCACGAACGGCUAUGAUUGAUUGUUUGAUGAACAUUUGGACGGAGAAGAUGGUGGAGAGAGGCGACGGGGCGGCGUAUUCGCAGCGGUUGGAGGAGGAGUUGUUGAGUUUAAGUCAACGGGAUCAGAACGCGUGCAACAACAACAACGCAACGAACGCCGUCGGCGUCGGGAUGGCGACAAAGAAACGGAAGAACGCAACGACGAGUACUUUAAGAGGAGGAGGAGAAAGAACACCGAGAACGGACGAAGAAGAAGAAGAAGAAAAAGAAAAAGAAGAUGAGACGGACGAGCGAGCGCUCGACGCCAAACUCACCGCCUUUCUCAGAUCCUCUCGCGACGUGUACGCUUCCAUCUUGCGCAUGGAGCCGCUCGACUUGGACGAGGUCAAGACCCUUUGCCAGAACGGUUUGCGGAUGAAAUGCAUAUCGAAGGUGAAAUUGGCGAAGUAUUUCGAGAGUAAAGGCGUGGCUGUUCGACACAAGAGUAACCACGCGGCGAAACUCAGGAAGAGGAAGAAGAAGAAUACUUUGAGUAGUACUAUUAGUCCUAUUAGAGAGGAGCUUCAUUAA
Bathycoccus prasinos is the source of this 1173-nucleotide messenger RNA. RefSeq lists its product with no specific name. Gene Ontology annotation, cellular component: nucleus; Slx1-Slx4 complex. The transcript is spliced from 2 exons. The coding region runs from base 1 to 1173 and encodes 390 amino acids. The record is from RefSeq and is a predicted model, not a curated record. Gene Ontology annotation, biological process: DNA replication; DNA repair. Lineage: Eukaryota; Viridiplantae; Chlorophyta; Mamiellophyceae; Mamiellales; Bathycoccaceae.